AAGAAGGCAGCAGAACACAGUGACAACCCCAAACCCCGGAAGAAGAUACCAAUUCCUCCCUUACCGUCUAAACUACCACCGGUCAAUCUGCUUCACCGGGACAUUGUACGGGCCUGGUGCCAGCAAUUAAAGCUAAGUAGCAAAGGCCAGAAAUUGGACACAUAUAGGCGAUUGUGUGAGUAUGUGUAUCCAAAUCAAAAGGAUAUUCCUUGCACAGCCAAGGAGGCCAAGAUCCGGGUAUCAUUACAAAGAAAAUCAAAUGUGGACAAGAAGAAAAUGUCCCUGAAAAUUUCAGAGCAAAGGAUGUGUUGUGAGGGGACUGAUCUUCCUGCAGUAGGUCCUCCCCCCAAGGAGGGCUUGCCUGUCCUAGAGUCUGCCUCUCUUCUUGAGGGAGUUAAUACGGUUGUGGUGACAACUUCUGCCCCGGAGGCUUUGUUGGCUUCCUGGGCCAGAACUGCAGCAAGGGCCGGGUCAUCCACGGAGACAGUGGAAUCUCCCCAGGAGAACUGUGAUGUCAGGUGGUGUGUGGUCCAUGGGAGAAGUCUCCCUGCAGACACAGAUGGUUGGGUUCACCUCCAGUUUCAUGCUGGACAGGCCUGGGUUCCUGAAAAGCAGGGAGGGAGAGUGAGUGCACUCUUCUUGCUUCCUGCCUGCAGUUUUCCACCCCCACAUCUUGAAGACAACAUGUUGUGUCCCACGUGUGUUCACAGGAACAAGGUCUUAGUAAAAAGUCUCCAGUGGGAGUAGAAUACCAGGAAAAAGGACAUAUCUGUGAUUGUAAAUUAAUGGCAGAAAGCUUGACAGUUGAUUCCAUGGUGCCCUGACGGCUGAACUAUGGUCCUCUCCGUACCUGCUCACGGGCCAUGCGGACUGGUCGGGUGAGAUGU
This is a messenger RNA of Propithecus coquereli (Coquerel's sifaka), 887 nucleotides long. RefSeq names its product developmental pluripotency-associated protein 4-like. Gene Ontology annotation, biological process: system development. Gene Ontology annotation, molecular function: chromatin binding. The transcript has a single exon. The annotation marks the transcript as partial. The record is from RefSeq and is a predicted model, not a curated record. Lineage: Eukaryota; Metazoa; Chordata; Mammalia; Primates; Indriidae. Gene Ontology annotation, cellular component: nucleus.